Messenger RNA from Larimichthys crocea (large yellow croaker), 1444 nucleotides. RefSeq lists its product as uncharacterized. The record is from RefSeq and is a predicted model, not a curated record. Lineage: Eukaryota; Metazoa; Chordata; Actinopteri; Sciaenidae. Gene Ontology annotation, cellular component: cytoplasmic side of plasma membrane; plasma membrane signaling receptor complex. Gene Ontology annotation, biological process: regulation of canonical NF-kappaB signal transduction. The transcript has 7 exons. Gene Ontology annotation, molecular function: thioesterase binding; zinc ion binding; tumor necrosis factor receptor binding. The annotation marks the transcript as partial.
GGAGACAUCGCCACCAUCCGGUCCAGUUUGUCCAGUGGACGGCGCCGUGGUCACACCAGCUGAGGUGUUCCAGGAUAACUGCUGUAAACGUGAGAUCUCUAAUCUGGAGGUGUACUGUACCAACUUCCCAGCAUGCACCUCAGUGGUGACGCUGCACCGCCUGCAGGACCACCUGAGCUCGUGUCCGUACGAGCAGGUGCAGUGCUUCAAUGUGGGCUGCAGGGCGGCGCUACAGAGGAGACACCUGCAGGAACACCUGAGCAGCACCUGUCCUCACCGCACAGAGCCCUGCCCACACUGCCAGCAGCCACUCCCACUCAGCCUCAUCCAGGACCACGUGCUGACCUCCUGUCCUGACGUGGAGGUCCACUGUCCCAGCUGCUCACAGAAGCUUCCCAGACACAAGCUGAAGGAGCACAGAGACUCGUGUCCUGAGGUUCAGGUCAGCUGUUCCUAUCAGAGGUUUGGCUGCUGCGUGCAGGGUCAGAGAGCGAGAGUGAAGCUGCAUGAAGACGCUGCCGUCAACCAUCACAUGCUGCUGGUCCUGAAGAGCAACACUCACCUGGAGCAACAGGUGGAGGUUCUCCAGGAGGAGGCGCUGCAGAGGCAGCAGGAGGUCCAGACGGACGGUUCGCUGCUCGACGGUCUGCAGCAGGAAGUCAGACCGCUGCUGCAACAGACGAGCAACCAUGAACGCAUCAUCUGCACAGCUCAGGUAAGUACGAGAAGAACCUCCAUCGUCAACGAUAUCAUCGUCAACGUUAUUGUUAUCGUCAAUGUCAUCGUCAACGUUAUCGUUAUCGUCAACGUUAUCAUCGUCAACGUUAUCAUCAUCGUCAACGUUAUCAUCAUCGUCAACGUUAUCGUCAACGUUAUCAUCGUCAACGUUAUCGUCAACGUUAUCGUCAACGUUAUCAUCGUCAACGUUAUCGUCAACGUUAUCGUCAUCGUUAUCAUCAUCGUCAACGUUAUCGUCAACGUUAUCAUCAUCAUCAACAUUAUCGUCAACGUUAUCGUCAUCGUUAUCAUCAACAUUAUCGUCAACGUUAUCAUCAUCAUCAUCAUCAUCAUCAACGUUAUCGUCAACGUUAUCGUUAUCGUCAACAUUAUCGUUAUCGUCAUCGUUAUCGUUAUCAUCAUCGUCAACGUUAUCGUCAACGUUAUCAUCAUCGUCAACGUUAUCGUUAUCGUCAACGUUAUCACCAUCGUCAUCGUUAUCGUCAACGUCAUCAUCAUCGUCAACGUUAUCGCCAACGUCAUCGUUAUCGUCCACGUUAUCGUCAACGUCAUUGUUAUCGUCAACGUUAUUGUCAACGUUAUCGUCAGCGUCAUCGUCAACGUCAUCGUCAACGUCAACGUUAUCGUCAACGUUAUCAUCGUCAACGUUAUCGUCAACAUUAUCAUCAUCGUCAACGUUAUCGUCAACGUUAUCGUCAACGUCAUC